Colletotrichum spaethianum is the source of this 1671-nucleotide messenger RNA. RefSeq names its product origin recognition complex subunit 2. Gene Ontology annotation, cellular component: nucleus; nuclear origin of replication recognition complex. The record is from RefSeq and is a predicted model, not a curated record. Gene Ontology annotation, molecular function: DNA replication origin binding. The transcript is spliced from 2 exons. The coding region runs from base 1 to 1671 and encodes 556 amino acids. Gene Ontology annotation, biological process: DNA replication. NCBI's taxonomy places the organism in Eukaryota, Fungi, Ascomycota, Sordariomycetes, Glomerellales, Glomerellaceae.
AUGGCACGCAAGAGAACAACCGAAGCCGACGAGGGUGACUCUCCGAGCAAGAGACUGAGCCAAAAACGCUCCCGCCAGCAAUUGCAGGGCGAAGUCAACGAGGAGCCCGUGAACGGCAGCCCCUCGAAGCGGAGGCGUCAAGCUGCACCUGUCGACCCAUACGAAAUACCCUCUGACAACGAUGACGACGAGGAGAAAGAACCGGAACCGGAACCUGAGAAGCAAACCCCAAAGAAGCGACGGGGCCGCCCGCCCAAGUCCGCAACUCCAUUAGCCAACGGCGCCGUCACACCCUCGAAGCUGCGACAGGUGAACGCUUUGGUGACACCCUCAAAGGCCAUAACGCCGAGGAGGAGACAGGCGGCAGAUCGCUCUGCACGGCGGAAGAGCGCUCGGUCCCUCAUACAGAGCGUCGUCGCCGACGAUAGCGAAGACGACGACGAGGGCUUGGCCCAGGAGAUCUACGAAUCCAGCGAAGACGAAGACGAGAGGCCAGAUGAACGAGACACAGCACCAGCGGAGACCACACAACCCUCUGAGCCAGAAACACCAUCCGCGACGCCCUCCCGCCGCCGUGGUCGCCCGCGCAAACAACCGCCUCCGAAAUCCCCGACCCCUCCCCGCGACCUUCCUCCUCACGAGAUCUACUUCGAGCACAACAAGCCCGGCCGCGCAAAGACGUCGCAUAACACCCUCGCGUCUCUUGACUUCCUCACGCACGACGAGUACUUUGACCUCCUCCGUGCCCGCGAGGAGCCGCACGCCGAGGAUCUCGUCUACCUGCAGUCCCUCCAUGAGGCCUCGUUCGAGCAGUGGCGCUUCGAGCUCGCCCAGGGGUUCAGUCUGUGUCUCUACGGUCAGGGGUCGAAGCGCGACCUUGCGGGCAAGCUAGCGGAGCACCUGUACGCGCUGGACCCAAAGGCGCCCAUCGUGGUAGUGAACGGCUACGUCCGCACCGUGACGCCGCGUGACGUCUUCACCACCUUGGCCUCGGCACUCAGCCCGUCCCUCAAACUGCCCGCCCAGCCAACGGCAAUGGUCCAGACCCUGUCCUCCGCCCUCGCGGCCUCGCCUUCUCACUUAACGCUCCUCUCCCAACUUGCCGCCCACCCGCGCAUCCGCCUUGUCGCAACGGCCGACACGCCCUCUUUCCCGCUGCUCUGGGACGCCGCCCAGCGCACGUCCUUCAACUUCCUCUUCCACGACUGCACCACCCUCCAGCCCCUGGAUGUCGAGCUCGACCCCGUCGACGACGUGCACGAGCUGCUCGGCCGCAAGGCUCGCCGCGUCAACGGCAAGGACGGUGUUGUCUUUGUCCUGCGCUCGCUGCCCGAGAAUGCCAAGAAGCUGUUCGAGCUGCUUGUCAUCGAGGUCCUGUCCGCCAUGGACGACGGCGAGCAGCAGUUCGGGGCGGAGAACCCGGGCGUGGAGUACCGUAUGGUGUACAACAAGGCCGUCGAGGACUUUAUUUGCAGUUCCGAGAUGGCCUUCCGGACGUUGCUAAAGGAGUACGUAUAUCUCAUCCCAACUGACGUGACAUUGGUUGACAAGCGCAGGUUUCACGACCAUCAGAUCAUCACCAGCAGGAAGGACGCGCUCGGUACGGAACUGCUCAGUAUCCCAUUCGGGCGGGAGGAGCUCGAGGCCAUUCUCGAGGACUUGAUGUCAUGA